AUGAGACCUGCAGCUUCAACUCCACCUCCAAGAAACUCCACCGGCGCCGCCGCCAUCGACACCGGAUUUGGAAACUGGCACUCUCCCAUCCCAUAUCUGUUCACAGGCUUAGCCAUCGUUUUGGGUCUCAUUGCCAUUGCAUUGCUCGUCCUCUCUUGCUCCUACUUGCAUUCUCCUUCCGAUUCUCACUCCCCCGCCGCCUCUCAUGCCCCCGACGAACAAGAAAAGCUGCCCAACGGUGCCCGGGACUCAGAGCCGACCAUUCUCGUUAUUAUGGCCGGAGACGAUAACCCCACCUUCUUCGCCAAACAAACAACUCUUUGA
Cucurbita moschata (crookneck pumpkin) is the source of this 324-nucleotide messenger RNA. Its product is annotated as protein GLUTAMINE DUMPER 4-like. Lineage: Eukaryota; Viridiplantae; Streptophyta; Magnoliopsida; Cucurbitales; Cucurbitaceae. The transcript has a single exon. The record is from RefSeq and is a predicted model, not a curated record. Bases 1 to 324 code for a protein of 107 amino acids. Gene Ontology annotation, biological process: regulation of amino acid export.